CCUUCUUCACCAAAUAAUUAAUUCAUAUCAUCAAACAAUGUCUUCGAACUCUUUCCACCACCUUCUCUUUUGCUCUCUUCUCCUACUAAUUAUCUCUCCCUCCAUAUCCCAAACUAUAUCGUUCCGACCCAAAGCUCUUGUUCUCCAAGUCACCAAAGACUCAGCCACUCACCAAUACUACACCCACAUCACCCAAAGAACUCCACCAGUUCAGGUCAAAGUAGCCAUUGAUCUCGGCGGUGAAUUCCUUUGGGUGGAUUGUGAAAAAGGCUUUAACUCGUCCACCAAAAAGCCCGUCCCAUGCCGAUCAGCUCAAUGCAACCUUGCCAAGUCCAAGGCUUGCUCUACAAACGGUAACCCAUCAGAAGAUGUAUGCGGUGAGUUUCCUCAUAACCCUUUUAUUAGCACUAGCACCAGUGGCGAUCUCUCUCAAGACAUCAUCUAUAUCCAAUCUACCAACGGAUCCCGCCCUGGAAAAGUAGUUUCCGUACCCAAGUUUAUCUUCACUUGUGCUCCUACAUUCCUCUUAAAAGGCCUCACGAGUGGCGCCGUCGGUGUUGCCGGCCUUGGAAGGAACAAGAUCGCUCUUCCUUCUUUGUUCUCCGCUGCUUUCAGUUUUCCAAAGAAGAUGGCCGUUUGCUUGUCGUCCACAAACGGAGUCGUUUUCUUUGGCAACGGACCAUAUGAGUUGUCUUCUGGAAUUGACGUUUCCAAGUCUUUAACAUAUACUCCACUCAUCCUCAACCCUGUAAAUCUCAUUGGUGGUUUCCAAGGCGAGUCAUCAUCCGAGUACUUCAUCGGAGUGAAAUCGAUCAAGGUUGACGGAAAGCCAGUGUCGGUGAAUAGCUCAUUGCUAUCCUUUGACGUAGAUGGCAAUGGCGGAACAAAGAUCAGCACCGUUGACCCAUACACAACAUUGGAAACUUCCAUAUACAAUACUGUAGUAAAUGCCUUUGUUAAUGCGCUUGCUGUCCGUAACGUGCACAAAGUUGCAGCAGUGGCGCCCUUCAGCGCAUGUUUUAACGCCAAGGAUAUCGGCCUCAGCCGAGCUGGGCCCAUUGUACCUCCGAUUGAGUUUGUGUUGCAGAGUGAGAAAGUUGUGUGGAGAGUUACUGGUGCCAACUCGAUGGUUAGGGUCAGCAAUGAGGUGUUGUGCCUUGGAUUCGUUGACGGUGGUCCACUUCACUUCGUUGACUGGGGUAUUAAGUUUACCCCAACUGCUAUUGUGAUCGGAGGGCGUCAAAUUGAGGACAAUCUUCUUCAGUUUGAUUUGGCUACCUCCAGACUUGGUUUCAGCUCCUCCCUUCUGUCUAGACAGUUAUCUUGCUCCAACUUUAAAUUCAACAGAUCCACCGUUGAUUAGAAGAGACUGGCCACAUAUACUAUAGUUUGUUUUUUUGUGAUAAAAUAACUUGUCCAUUUACUGUAACUCUAACUGAUGGCUGAUCACCUCUUCAGACUGAUACUUUUGUAUCUCUGUAUCAUUAAAUGGUUAUAGUUUCUUUAUAAUUGUUAUAAUAAAAUUGUUCGAGUGAGAUUUGUAUUUUA
This is a messenger RNA of Humulus lupulus (European hop), 1548 nucleotides long. RefSeq names its product probable aspartic proteinase GIP2. NCBI's taxonomy places the organism in Eukaryota, Viridiplantae, Streptophyta, Magnoliopsida, Rosales, Cannabaceae. The transcript has a single exon. The record is from RefSeq and is a predicted model, not a curated record. Gene Ontology annotation, biological process: proteolysis. Bases 38 to 1363 code for a protein of 441 amino acids. Gene Ontology annotation, molecular function: aspartic-type endopeptidase activity.